GAGGAAAUGGCCUGAUGUAUGCGUCUUCCAAAGCAUUUGCCAUCACUUGGUAAAACAGCAUGGGGCUAGACUCCCCUCUGAUGCACGACAGGCGAUCGCAGACAGCGGCGUGGAACUACCCAAUGACUAAGAAUGUGACGGUGAUGGGAACGGGGUUGCUACCAGUUAGGAUGGAGGUCGAGACUUUGGGUCUCGCCAGGGAUUGACGAUACCACCAGGCUGGUCAGCCCGGUCAAGAAUACAAAAGAUCGCCGACUCCCGCAUGGCGUUUAGGAGAUGAGAUCUUAUGUUGUACAUUCUCCUGUUUUUCUUUGCGGUCUCUGUUGAAGGUCUGGCACCGUCUUCUUUCUUUCUGUCUAUCCAUUUCUUGGGUGGUUGGUUUCAUUCGUUGUUUUUAGAUACCCUGUCGUCUUUUGUCCUUUCUUUUUUGAAUCUUCGAGAUGCGGUCAACACUUCUGGCUCUGGCCCUGGCGGCGUCGGCGACGCGGGUCUUCGCAUCAUGCGCCCACGGGACAUUCCUACGGCCCCGUGCCGAGAACGGAACGGUUGAAAUCGCGACGUUUGGAUACACCGGCAACAUUGGUCCACUCAACUGGGCGGCACUGGAGGCCCCGGUCAACAGCGUGUGCGCCACCGGCACCAGGCAGUCACCCAUCGACAUGGUCGACGGCGUGUUUACCCUCCUCCAGGGGUCCGACAUCCAGCUGACCGUCAACGACAUGCCCGAGGGCGCCGACUUUGAGAACCUGGGAACCACAGUAGAGGUCAUCACGCAGGGCGGAACGCUCCAAGUCGCCGACAAGACUUUCGAGUUGCAGCAGUUCCACUUCCACCUGCCGAGCGAGCACCUGGAUGCCGGCACCAGCCAAGCGAUGGAGAUGCACAUGGUCUUCCAGUCGGCAGCCCAAGAAAUUGCCGUCAUCGGCGUCUACAUCAACGUCAACGACGCACCCGCUGCUUCUGCCGCCGCCGCUGCUGCUGCCACUACCACCAAGACAAAACGCUCGCGCUCCCGCAUCUUCGGCCGCCAGGACCCAGCAUCAAACAACACCGCCGCCGCACCCGCAACCACAACCCCAACAGCCCUCCUCGAAACCCUCUUCUCCACAGUCGAUCAGAUUUCCACACCAGGAACCAAAGUCAAGACCCCGCCCCUGGUCAUGUCCGAGGUCGUCGACUUCCUCAAGGCCAACGCCUUCCAGAUCUACUCGGGCUCCCUCACCACGCCGCCCUGCUCCGAGGGCGUCAGCUGGCACGUCUCAACCGCCCGGCUGAGCGUCACCCCUACGUCGUUCGCCAAGGUCAGGGACGUGAUCGGGUUCAACGCGCGGUUCCCUCAGAAUACGCCGGGCCAGCCGAAUAUCUUAAUGCUCUCGGCCUUGGGGUCGGCCGCAGCUGCUGUGGCGGCGGCCGCGGCGCCGGCUGCGCCAGUUGCUUGAAGGGAGGGCUGGUGUUGGUGGUUGUGUGGAUGGAGGAAGGGGAGGCGGUUGUCUUGUAUGGGUUCAGCAGCAGGCAGGAAGAUGAUAGAGGACGCGAUUUAUGCGAGUAUGGCAAUAGACGGGCGGAAAUUAGGUAUUUGGAUUCCUCGCUUACCUGGUAACUUGCCCGGUUUGUUCCAGGUUCUUUGUUCGUGUCCGAUAUGUUGUGUGGUUGCUGGUUACGGAUGGUUACAACGUGGUCCAAGUCUUCAACAAUGUGAAUCAUGUUCCGUUCAACGCCUUUGCGACAUAUAUCUCAG
Molecule: messenger RNA, 1738 nt
Organism: Parathielavia appendiculata
Lineage: Eukaryota; Fungi; Ascomycota; Sordariomycetes; Sordariales; Chaetomiaceae
Product: carbonic anhydrase
Exons: 3
Coding region: 441-1439 (332 amino acids)
Biological process (GO): one-carbon metabolic process
Molecular function (GO): zinc ion binding; carbonate dehydratase activity
Source: RefSeq, a predicted model, not a curated record